This is a messenger RNA of Camarhynchus parvulus, 2805 nucleotides long. RefSeq names its product RNA pseudouridine synthase D3 (gene RPUSD3). Gene Ontology annotation, biological process: pseudouridine synthesis. NCBI's taxonomy places the organism in Eukaryota, Metazoa, Chordata, Aves, Passeriformes, Thraupidae. Bases 103 to 978 code for a protein of 291 amino acids. The transcript has 9 exons. The record is from RefSeq and is a predicted model, not a curated record. Gene Ontology annotation, molecular function: RNA binding; pseudouridine synthase activity.
UUCUUCUUCUCCUGCGUGCUAGUGAACCAGGAGUCCAGCAGCUUCUUGCUGUAGUAGAGUUGCCAGCCAUGCACCUGCGCGGCCACCACCACCACCAGGUACAUGACAGAGACGGCCGAGAAGCCGAAGAUGAAGCGGUGGAAGCGGCUGCUGGGCCCCAAGGAGACGCUGAGGCUGCUGGAGGGCUCUGUGGUGCACCGGGAAGGAGCCCUGCUGGCACUGAACAAGCCCCCUGGCCUCCCCAUUCUGGGGCGUCCUGGGGACCUGAGCCUGGAUGUGCUGCUGCCGGCACUGAGACGACGCCUGGGCCUCCCUGCUGAGCUCCACGUGGUGAAGGCUCCUGCCAGGGAGUAUUCUGGCCUUGUCCUCCUGUCCAGCUGCUACCACACCACUAAGAAACUCCAACAGUUCUUCACUGAUGCUCGUUGGAGAGGCCAGUACCCUGCCACGUAUCGUGCCAUCACCGUGGGAGUCCCGGCAGAGGCGGAGGGUGAAAUCUCCACAGGGCUGAGCUGGCAGCAGCAGGGGGACAGAGCCAUGGUGGUGCCAGUCCCAGCCCCAGGACGCCGCAGCCUGGCCAGGAAGGAUGUGAAGAGCACCCUGACACGCUACCGGGUGCUGAGUGCCACAGGGGGCUGUGCCCUCCUCCAGCUCCAGCCCAGGACGGCCUUCCCAGAACAGCUCCAGGUGCACCUGACGCUGCUGCUGUGCCCGGCCCUGGGUGACCACAAGCACUCCUCCCGUGUGGGCAGGGUGCUGGGAGUGCCCUUCUUCCUGACCCCCGAAUCUGCCCCGGCCCGCACACAGGUACUGGACGAGGAGCUGCUGUCCCAGCUGGGGCUUUCUCCACGGCAGCUCCAUCACCUCCCACUCCACAUCCACCUGCAGGAGCUAGUGCUGCCCGAGGGCCCCCUCUGUGCCCCCCCACCACCGUACUUCCUGCACACUCUGCGCUGUCUGGGGCUGCCUGAGCACUAGGAGCUCUAGUGCUGCCAUGGACACCCACCCCACCCUUCUACUCUCUGCCACCCCAUUAAAAUCCCCCCCUGUUUUCUGGGUGGCCCAGCACUCAGUUCUUUUCUUGGCACACAGAGGAUGCAUUUCUCCUGGCUGUGCCUCUGGGGGCACCAGCCCUGCCACCACUCUCUGCCUGCCCUGGUGCCAAGUGCUGGAAUGCAGCAGUGUCAUCACCCACCACAGCUCUGUCUGGCAGGGGCGACCAUAGGCAGGAGCAGAGGCAGCUUUUCCUGCCUGCUCUCUGCCCUGGCAGCCCCAGUUCCCACCCACAGCCCCAUCCCAGGGGCAGUCCUACCCCUCCCCACACUCUCACACACAGAAGGUCCGAGACAGACUCCUUAUCACAGAAUCAUUUUAAAGCGUGGGAGGAGCUGGGUACCACGACACAGCAGUGGGAUCUCUUUGGGAUCAGAGGCAGCCGGUGUUGGCUCAGCAAGGACAGGCAGGGUGCUGUCCACUCCUGGGGCUGUCUCAGUGUCCCAAGUCUUCUGCAUCCCAUUGGGAGCUGCUGUGUUCUUCUGCUCCAGGCACGGGGUCCCGGUGCUCUGUGCAGACUGAGGUUGUUGCGAGGGCUUGGCAGGAGGGAAGAAGUGUGCAGAACCUUGGGUUAGCCAGGGGUUUCUGGGGGUUCCCCGGGGUGGUGGCAUCGGCACCCAGUCCAGGGGACAGCCACCGAUCCGGGGCUGCUCAGGCAGGUGACCGAGCCGUGGCAGCCCCUGGCUCGCAGCAGGGGUGGCCCGAGGCUUUGGUGGUGCUGGGGGGUCAGAGCUGCUGGAAGGGCAGUGGCUCUGUUGCUCCAGAGGAGGCAACUUCUUUGUUGCUGCUCUGGGCUGGGUCCCCUGGGUGGUUCUGCCCCCUGGGGACACAGAGCUCUUGUAGGCGCUGGGCACCGUGGUGGGAGAUCGAUGGCGCGCUCUCCGGGGCACCUGGGUGGUUCUGCCCCCUGGGGACAGGGAGAGCUUGGGGGCACUGGGCACCAUGGUAGGAGAUCGAUGCCGUGCUCUCCGGGACACCUGGAUGGUUCUGGCCCCUGGGGACAGGGAGAGUUUGCGGGCACUGGACACAGAGGUGGAGAAAUGACGCUGCGCUCGCUUGCGUGCAUGGGUGGCUCUGGCCCUCGGGGACACAGGGAGCUUGCGGGCACUGGGCGCCGUGGUGGAGAAAUGACGCUGUGCUCGCUUGGAGACAUAAGCGUCUCUGGCCCUUGAGGACACAGGGUCAUGGAGGGUAUUGGCCAUGGGAGGGGGCUGGUCCUGGGCUUGCUCUUGUGCUGUCUGGAGGCUCUUCAGGGAACAGCCUUUGACCAGCAGCUUCACACGUCCUGACAGAAGCUUGGGCACAGCUGCCUGCAGGGAGACAGCAGGUAGUAGGGGGGCUCAGGGUGUCUGGGGGGUGUGUGGCCCCCAUCCCCCCAGCCUACCUCCUUGUAGAUGAGCUCAAACGCUCCAAUGGAGCAGGUGGGGUUGUCCUUGCGGUCCAGCACGAGGCACAGCGUGUCCCGCUGGACAUUGGCACAGAGCUGUCGGGUCACUGCCGAGGAGGGGCUCAUGGUGGGGCAGGAGUUGAUCUCCAGCAGCCAGGGCUGGAGGUUCUCCCCAACAACAAAGUCGGCCCCAUAGAGCUCGAAGUUGCCCUUGCGGAAGCGCACCCGGUCCCGGGCACUGCGCAGAGCGUUCAGGAUCGCCGCCUUCAUGCCGGGUACCAGCACCUCGUGCCAAGCAUCCGCCUGCCCCACCUGUGCCAGGUAUUCCUGGAACUGCUUGUUUGACCAGAUCUUGUCGGGGGGCA